AUGCGCUCUCUGCUCCCUUUCCUUUACCUGUUCUCGGUCUGUACAAAAGGAGCAGGGGCAUCGGACCUUAACAUGCCCUUCAUGGAGUACCUGGACCAGAACCAUAUGGUCUGCCUGAAAUGGGGCUUUGAUGACGUGCAAGGGGAAAUUACAUUCAAACUGGUGGUCAACACAACAGGCUGGGUGGGCUUUGGCUUUAGUACGAACGGAGGCAUGAAGGGGUCUGAUAUUGUCAUCGGGGGACUUGGACCCAGUGGAAGCUAUUUCAAAGAUUAUUAUGCCAUAAGUAACUCCAUGCCUUUGGUGGACGAGCAGCAGAGCUACAGUCUCCUGUCGGUGACUGAAACUGAAGGUCAAACCAUCAUGACUUUUCAGAGGUCCAUUCAGUCGUGUGACAACCAAGACUUCCAUAUCACUAAUCAACCCAUUAAACUGAUCUAUGCCUAUGGACUAACAGAUGACAUCGCUUACCAUCAGAGCCGUAGAGGCACCAAGGAAGUCAACCUGCUGAGCUACACUCCCAGAACGAUCGUAACCAACCCCAACUAUCUCAGUGCCUCAGUGCAAAACAUCACUGUCCCUUCCAAAAACACCUACUACCACUGCAAGGUCAUGAAGUUUCCAGCCAGUACAAAACGUCAUGUAUAUCGGAUUGAACCAGCGAUUGAGAACCUCGACAUCGUUCAUCACAUCCUGCUGUACCGCUGCCCCUCCUAUGUGACGGAACCAUACGACAAUCAGUGCUACAUGGGCAACAUAGGGGAUUCCUGCUUCGGGGUGGUGGCUGUAUGGGGAAUAGGAGGAGGGGCAUUUGAGCUUCCAGAAAAUGCGGGUAUUCCUUUCGGAGGUGAUGACAAUGAUAGGUUCUACAGGCUGGAAAUCCACUACAAUAAUCCAAACAACCAUUCAGGUAGGACAGACAGCUCAGGACUGAGACUGUACUAUGCAGACCAACUCCGACAGCAUGAUGUAGGCAUCAUGACCACAGGUGUGCUGCAAUUUGGCAAUUUGGAUUACAACAUCCCUCCAAAAGCCCCUCAAUUCCGCACCUACGGCGUGUGUAAUACCACUAUGUUUUAUAAGCUUGUGAAUCCUUUUCCUGAACUUGAAGUGUUUGCUGUGCUGAUGCACACUCAUUUGGCUGGAAGGAAAGUCAGAGUUGGUCACUACAGAAAUGGAAAGCAGAUCGACUUCUUGGGCUUGGAUGAAAAUUACAACUUUGAGUUGCAGCAGAGCUACAGUUUGGGAAACAUCAAGACCAUUAAGCCAGGUGAUGAGAUUGCAGUGGAGUGCACCUACAGCACUACCAGUCGCAGCAAAGUCACUAAGAUGGGGUUGGCAACUACUGAUGAGAUGUGCCUGGCCUUCAUACUCUACUAUCCUGCAAUCGAUAUCGACACAUGCAUCAGCCACCCAGAUACAACGCAUCCGUUCAUCGAUGCAAGCUACCAGAUGUCUGAGGAGACCACAACUUUAGACCCUGAUGAAAUUGUGGAGUAUGAGAGUUUGUUAAAGACUUUACCACAAAUUCAGUUAAUCACUGAUGACAAUGUAAUUAAUGAAAAUGGCAUAAUCAGGGAGAUGUUGAAGACACCGACUGUCACUUGUAAGAAUGUCAAUGCGUCAAGCCGACUCUGCACUUCUUGGAUUGUGAACCCAGCUGGAAUCAUGCUUUUCCUCCUCUGGAUUGCAAUAAUGUAACGUGGCUGUGUGAACAAUGGAUCAAAACCAGUGCAAUCUUGAUAAAGGGAGGCACAGUUGAAUCUCUAUUGUUUGUAUACCAUAUUCAUAUAG
Molecule: messenger RNA, 1794 nt
Organism: Morone saxatilis (striped sea-bass)
Lineage: Eukaryota; Metazoa; Chordata; Actinopteri; Moronidae
Gene: moxd1l
Product: monooxygenase, DBH-like 1, like
Exons: 13
Coding region: 1-1701 (566 amino acids)
Biological process (GO): dopamine catabolic process; norepinephrine biosynthetic process; octopamine biosynthetic process
Cellular component (GO): secretory granule membrane
Molecular function (GO): copper ion binding; dopamine beta-monooxygenase activity
Source: RefSeq, a predicted model, not a curated record